CGACGGGUGAUUGUAAUAUGUAUGUCGACAACACCUAUUCCGAUCCAGAUUCCAAUAAUUACUUGACGAGCUUCAAUGCAUCUGACUUGGUAUUUGAUGACCCUAACGGUAAUGCAAAUGCCUUAUCAGAAAUUAUCUUGGCGGUUAAUAUAAUGGAUCCAACGUUUAUUAGCAGCAAUGCUAGUCUGGGAGCGUUGUUUGCUGAUAAAGAUACGGUACCUGAUUUGCAAUCAGCGUCUCAAAAGUCACGCUUAAAAGGAUUUACUAAUUACGAGUCUACGGCAGAGUUUGGUAACACUUACGAACUCGCUAACAACCAGUCGUACGACUUUCUUUACGAACGCAGAAUAUUUAGUCGCCUUAAUCAAAAUGUUGUAAACGUGCUGUCUGGACACGGCAAUCAUACACAAAUAACAUUAAUAAGCAGCAUAUUAGUAUCGUACCCCAGCUCCGCCGUCGGAAGUUACGCGACUGUAUCUAUAAGACCCAGAUCUUAUGUUGUCAUAACGGAAAUCGAAAACUCCGCUUUGACGGUGAGUGAUUUCCUCAGUGCUGUGGGUGGUAUUUACGCUAUUGCAAUGGGAAUCUAUUUAUUCUUAUACGGCGCCAAUGCAAUGGGUCCAUGGGGUAAGAUUCAAAAUUUGCCGUUCAUCCACCCCAGGGUUAAGUCCACCCUCGAAGAACGUCUAAGGGAUGAAAGGGAAUUUAAGAAAAGUCAGCAAGACGAUAGCAACAAUUCAAAUAUUCCGUUCUCGGGUUUUGUGUUCUCAAGAAAUCUUUCGAGCGAACAGAAAAUUGUAGCGUUGGAACAAAGACAGCUUGCAUUGGAGUUCUUUUUAAGGGAAUAUGUUGUAAGCGUAGAUGACAUUUUGUCCGAUGAAACUGCUGCAAGAAGUGUUGAUGACACUUCUGAUACAAAUGUUUGA
Paraglomus brasilianum is the source of this 926-nucleotide messenger RNA. NCBI's taxonomy places the organism in Eukaryota, Fungi, Glomeromycota, Glomeromycetes, Paraglomerales, Paraglomeraceae. The record is from the annotation of a GenBank genome assembly.